GUGGGCGUGGUGAUAAUGGUAAAGACCACAUGGUUCUGGAAAUUUCUGGAAAGGCAAAGAGCUGCUCAUCUUUAUAAAAUUGCUACUGAAAGGCUAUUGACAGUACAGCUAAAUAUCAGUGUGAAAACGAGUUGCAAUGUCUGUGGUUGGGUUUGAUAUUGGUUACCAGUCGUGUUUCGUGGCCAUAGCCAGACAUGGCGGAGUGGAGGUGAUUGCCAACGAGUACAGUGACAGGAGAUCACCUACAAUAGUUACGUUUGGUGAGAAGCAGCGAAUGAUGGGCAUCUCUGCCAAGAAUCAGCAAGUCAUGAAUUUCAAGAACACUCUGUACGGGUUCAAAGUCCUUCUGGGCCGCAAGUACUCUGACCCCUUCGUACAGAACGAGCUCAAGAUGCUCCCUUUCGAGAUCGUGGAGUCACCAAAUGAUAAGAUUGGGAUUAAGGUGAAGUACAGUGAGGGGGAGAAAGUGUUCACUCCAGAGCAGGUCACAGCAAUGAUGCUCACAUAUCUCAAGUCCGUGGCAGAGAAGGCUCUUGGCAAGCCAGUCGUUGAUUGUGUUGUCUCGGUACCCUCUUACUUCUGUGACUCCCAGAGGAGGGCCUUCCUCGAUGCAUGCUCCAUUGCAGGCCUCAACUGCCUAAGAUUGCUUAAUGAAACCACUGCAGUUUCCCUGGCCUACGGGAUAUACAAGCAAGACUUGCCUGGAGAGAAUGAGAAGCCACGUAACGUUGCGUUUGUUGAUAUGGGCCACAGUGCAUUACAAGUGAGCAUCUGCUCAUUCCAGAAAGGGAGGCUAAAGGUUUUGUCCAAGUCAUGUGCUGGUAUUGGUGGGCGUGACAUGGAUACGUGUCUGUUCAUGCGCUUUGCCGAGGACUUCAAGAAAAAGUACAAGAUAGACGCACUGACUCGCCCGAAACAAAUGCUGCGCCUGCUUACAGAGUGUGAAAAGGUCAAAAAGGUCAUGAGCACUGUCACCAAUCCUCAGACCCUCUCCAUCGAGUGCUUUGCCGAUGACAAAGAUGUAACUGGGAAAACAUCCAGAGAGGAGUUCAAUACGAUGUGUGCUGACUUGAUGCUUCGAAUGAGGAACACUCUCGAGAUGGCCAUUGCAGACUCAGGACUCACUCUGGCUGACUUGGACUCUGUUGAGGUGGUGGGCGGUAGCUGUCGUGUUCCCAUGGUGAAAGAGGUCAUUACAGAUGUGUUCAAACGUGAGAUCAACACAACUCUUAAUCUUGACGAGGCUGUAGCUCGAGGGUGUUGCCUGCAGUGCGCCAUCUUGUCUCCCUCCUUCAAGGUGCGUGAUUUCAGCAUCACGGACACUCAACCGUACUCCGUCAAGCUCAGGUGGCAGGCAGCCAUUGAGGGGGAGGAAGGUGAGAUGAUAGUGUUCAAGCCUGGAGACGCCAUCUACCACUCGAAGGUGCUCACCUUCUACAGGAAACAGCCUUUCUCCCUGCAUGCAGAGUACGCAGAACCAGCCAAUAUACCAGUGUCAGACCCCAGAAUAGGUACCUUCUUUGUAAAGGAUGUGGUACCCACAGCUGAAGGAGAAGCGUCCAAAGUAAAAGUGAAAGUACGGAUGAAUAUCCAUGGUGUUUUCUUUCUCAAGUCGGCCACCAUGAUAGAGAAACUCAAGCCAGAAGAGGUGGAGCUACCUUCUGUUGAGAGUAUGGACACUAGCAUCUCUGAGCCAAAGCCCGAGGAGCCAGCUGAAGGUGCUGGGGACGUGGAUAUGACCGCACCCCCUGAACCAGCCCCUGCCCCUGCUGAUGAGGGGGAGAAGAUAGACACACCCACUGAGGGUAUGGACCAAGGUGCCGAGACUGAGGGUACAGACCAAGGGGCCGGGGCUUCCAGUCAGGACUCAGAUAGCAGUCCCAAUCUAGAGAACAAAGCUGAUGCAAAUACAAAAGAUGGCAAAGUUGGCAAAGAGCCUGAGACUAAGAAACCUAAGAAGCCUACAAUAAGACAGGUGGAUCUGCCCAUUGAUGAAGAAACACCAUCUCUGAGGAAGACACAGCUCACCAAAGCAAACGAGGCAGAGGUAAACAUGAACUACCAGGACCAGCUUGAGACACAGAGGACUGACUCUAAGAAUGCAGUGGAAGAGUAUGUGUACAGCAUGAGGGAGAAACUUGAAUCUUCUCUCAGUGACUUCAUCUCCGAGUCUGACAAGGAGUCCUUUAGGAGUCUGCUCUCCUCCACAGAGGACUGGCUUUAUGAGGAGGGAGAGGACCAGCCCAAGAAGGUGUACGUGGAGAGAUUGUCUCAGCUGCAGAAGCUGGGGGCACCAAUAGAGAGGAGGCAAGAGGAACAUGAGGGGAGGCCGGGAGCUUUUGACCUAUUGGGUAGCAAGAUUGUGCACCUUGAGAAGAUUCUGGUUCAGUUCGACUCUGGAGACGAGGUGUUCAACCAUAUCGAAGGGACUGAAAUGGACAAAGUGAGGGAACAAGUGGUGGCCAAGAGGGAGUGGCUUAACACAAACAUGGCCGCCUGUCAUUCGCUGCCCAAGAGUACUGACCCUACAACCACUUGUGCCCAGAUCAGAGCAGAACUAAAGCUUUUGGAGACGGCCUGUCAGCCAAUUGUCAGCAAGCCUAAACCAAAGGUGGAGCCUCCUAAAGAUGAGACUACUACUAAAGAGGAAGAGCCGGAAAGUGAGGAGGCUGCAAAGGAGGGGGAGAAGAUGGAAGAGGACCCCCAACCGACGGGUGACAACAGCAAAACAGAUGAUAUGGAUUUGGACUAACCAAUUAGAAGACAAUUUUACCUUGACUUAUCUAUAUUACUUUCAAAUAUUAAUUUGGUUUGUCAGUGCAUACUGCUAAUAAUUUAUUGAUGGUUUAAUAAACACAAGAAAAUCGA
This is a messenger RNA of Halichondria panicea, 2868 nucleotides long. Its product is annotated as heat shock 70 kDa protein 4-like. NCBI's taxonomy places the organism in Eukaryota, Metazoa, Porifera, Demospongiae, Suberitida, Halichondriidae. The transcript has 17 exons. The record is from RefSeq and is a predicted model, not a curated record. Gene Ontology annotation, biological process: protein folding. Gene Ontology annotation, cellular component: nucleus; cytosol. Bases 137 to 2752 code for a protein of 871 amino acids. Gene Ontology annotation, molecular function: ATP-dependent protein folding chaperone; ATP binding.